Andrographis paniculata is the source of this 1134-nucleotide messenger RNA. Its product is annotated as probable ATP synthase 24 kDa subunit, mitochondrial. Lineage: Eukaryota; Viridiplantae; Streptophyta; Magnoliopsida; Lamiales; Acanthaceae. Gene Ontology annotation, biological process: pollen development. The coding region runs from base 115 to 846 and encodes 243 amino acids. The record is from RefSeq and is a predicted model, not a curated record. The transcript is spliced from 7 exons.
AUCAAAUUCCAAUUGUGCCCUUCUCCCUGGUAACCUCAAAAGCAUAGGUCAGCCGGGAAAACCAGAGCUCGAGCACAGCCUUCUCCGCAAUCGACAGCACUUUCCAAUACGAAAAUGGCGUUCGCUCCCCGAAUUCUUGCCAGAUCCGCUCGUCAGGUGUAUUCUGGUCAAAGCGUUCUUCGAUCGGAGUAUUCAAUUCCGGCGCGAUCCUUCGCCAAAGGAGCUGGAAAUGAGCCCACUGGGUUAAAGGGUGAUGAAUUGUUGAAGGGUAUAUUUCUCGAGGUUAAGAAGAAGUUUGAAACAGCAGUGGGGAUUCUCCGAAAGGAGAAGAUCACCAUUGACCCUGACGAUCCGGCUGCUGUGAAUGAGUAUGCAAGAAUCAUGAAGACUGUUAGAGAAAAGGCUGGUCUUUUCUCUGAGUCACAGAGGAUCAAAUACACUAUUGUCACAAAGACCGACAAUAUCCCUGAUGUUCGAUCCUACCUGUUAGCAUUGCAGGACAUAAGGGAGAAGAGGGGCCUUGUUGAUGAACUAGGUGUGGAGUCUAUGAUGAUGGAUGCAGUGGACAGAGUCGAGAAAGAAUUGAAGCAGCCUCUUAUGAGAAACGACGAAAAGGGGGUCAGUCUCCUCAAGGCAGAGUUUGAUAAGAUCAACCAAAAGCUUGGCAUCCGUCGAGAGGAUCUCCCCAAGUAUGAGGAACAGUUGGAACAUAAAAUUGCAAAAGCUCAACUGGAGGAGCUGAAGAAGGAUGCUCUUGAGGCCAUGGAAACUCAGAAGAAGCGGGAAGAGUUCCAGGAUGAAGAAAUGCCUGAAGUGAAGUCAUUAGACAUUCGGAACUUCCUCUAAAUCCGUAAUGUCCAAUCUAUCUCAUUUUCUACUUCCAUUCCGGCUUUUUUUAGUUCCAUUGUCACAUCGUCGCGCCUCUGCUGAUUCUGAAUCUCCUACAUUUGUUUGCGUGGAGCGACGAAAAAAUAAGAAAUCAUAUCGUUUUUAGUUAAUAAGAAUGAUCAUCAUAGGUAGCUAGCGCGCCGCCGUAAUUUUGCCGCUGGCAUAAUACUUUUGAAAAACCUGAGCAUUCGAUGUUGUUUGGAUGAAUUUGUGUUGAAUGAGUUAUAUGCUACUGUGUAUUUUGUA